Messenger RNA from Scatophagus argus, 1712 nucleotides. Its product is annotated as programmed cell death protein 10. The transcript has 8 exons. Gene Ontology annotation, molecular function: protein kinase binding. Gene Ontology annotation, cellular component: FAR/SIP/STRIPAK complex; Golgi apparatus. NCBI's taxonomy places the organism in Eukaryota, Metazoa, Chordata, Actinopteri, Scatophagidae. Gene Ontology annotation, biological process: positive regulation of MAP kinase activity; regulation of Golgi organization. The coding region runs from base 296 to 928 and encodes 210 amino acids. The record is from RefSeq and is a predicted model, not a curated record.
CCGCUCUCUGAUUGGACGGCGUCUGUUUACGUAGCAACGGUCCGGAAGAUGUCGCUGAGGCCAGUCCUAAAAAACUUCCGCCUUAAGUUGUAAAGAAAACAUAGCAGCUAAAAGGCAGUCGACGGUGUAACCAACCAGUUUAAGAAGUCAGACCAAAGGCUCUUGACACUCUGGAGCUUGCUUGGUUUUCAGAGUGUAUGUGAGUGUGUGUGUGAGUGUGUGGGUGUAUGUGUGAGUGUGUGUGAGCUGUAGUUUCCUCUUCACUUUUUCACCAAGAGCUGCUCCUCCCUGGAGGAUGACAAUGGAGGAGAUGAAGAAUGAAGCGGAGACAAACUCCAUGGUAUCCAUGACGCUGUAUGCUGUGAUGUACCCAGUUUUCAAUGAGCUGGAGAGGAUCAACCUAUCAGCAGCUCAGACGCUCAGAGCAGCUUUCAUAAAGGCGGAGAGGGAGAACCCUGGCCUGACUCAGGACAUUAUAAUGAAGAUCUUGGAGAAAAAGAACGUUCAAAUCAACUUCACUGAAUCCCUACUGCGCAUGGCAGCAGAUGAUGUGGAAGAGUUCAUGAUUGACCGGUCUGAGUCAGAGUUCCAGGAGCUAAAUGGGAAGGCCAGAGCUCUGAAACACAUCCUCAGCAAAAUCCCUGAUGAGAUCAAUGACAGAGUACGCUUCCUACAGACUAUCAAAGACAUAGCCAGCGCCAUCAAAGAGCUCCUGGACACAGUCAACAGCGUCAUUAAGAAGUAUCAGUACCAGAAUCGCAGAGCCCUGGAGCACCAGAAAAAGGAGUUUGUGAAAUACUCCAAAAGUUUCAGCGACACCCUCAAAACAUACUUCAAAGACGGAAAGGCAAUAAAUGUCUUCAUCAGUGCAAAUCGGCUCAUCCACCAAACCAACCUCAUACUGCAGACCUUCAAAACUGUGGCCUAGCCUUCACAUACACAUUCACACACACGCACACACACACACACACACACACACACACACCCCAACCAACCAACCAACCCCCGUCCUGUGGGGAGCAACUGCUAGAAUGGUGGAAGCUUGAAGAGCACCUGACCCAUAUGUGUAAAUUAGAGUUGAUUUUAGGGUUGGGGUCGAUUUCAUUGAAAUCAAUAUUCUAGAUUCCAGUUCAAGAGGCUGAAAAGUGCCAUUUGUUUUUUCCGAUGAGGAUUUUCCAGUCUUGAAAUGGAACUGAAUGGACCCAAAGUCUUGCUUGAUUGAUUUUAUUUGGACAGUUUUAAUUUAUAACCUUGGUCUUGUUGGGAGUAGGCGAGGUGUUUAUCAAAGACUAAUUGCCAUUUUUCUAAUAUAUUCAUUUUGAUCAUUUUAGCUUUUUCAAACAUGGCUACACAUCUCAGACCGCAUUCAGUAGGGGUGUGUCUCAUUCGUCUGUACUGGUUUUCUCUUCUUGGCCCCUAUCCGUGUCAUUUUGCCAUGGUCUGCUGUAUGCGCAGGAUCUAGCUGCAAGGAGGGGGAGCAUUUGAACAUUUGAGAGGCAGACUCAGACUUCUUUUCUCUUUAUUAUCAGAAGACAGAAAGCCAAAUGACUUCCAGCACAGUGUGCGCCUUACCAAGACCUGUAACAUUCCCUCCUCUCAGUGUAAUGAAGUGGAGCCAAUCCCUGCUACUCGGGGAUGUAGAGAGAGAAUUGAAAAGUUCUGUAUUUAACUGAUACCUGGUUGCAAAUGUUCAAUAAAUAGUUUCCAAAUGA